Molecule: messenger RNA, 1767 nt
Organism: Talaromyces proteolyticus
Lineage: Eukaryota; Fungi; Ascomycota; Eurotiomycetes; Eurotiales; Trichocomaceae
Exons: 3
Coding region: 1-1767 (588 amino acids)
Source: RefSeq, a predicted model, not a curated record
AUGUCGUACUACGACACUCGAGAUAGUCGGGGUUACCGGGUCAAGCGCGAUCGAUACUCCCGCCCAGGUGGCGGCUACGUCGAGGAAACCUAUGUGGACAACCGGGGCGGCUAUGGCCGUGAAAUGGACCUCGUCCGCCGUCGCGACAGUCAAGAGUCUGUCGUCGAAGAGGUGACGAGGGAUUUUCCUCCUGGCGAGCCCUAUUACGGCUAUCCAAGACCCCGCCGCACUAUGUCGGUUCGUGAGGGUGCGCGCCGAGCACGCUCUGCUGGCCGUGAUCCCUAUUACGAUGAGGAGUAUUAUCGCCGCGAAGACUAUGCGCCCCGCAAGUCCAAACGCUACCGAGAUGACCGCCACCGCCACGACCGACGAUCGUCAUAUUCUUCUUCACGUAGCCCAUCGCCACGUCCCCGCAGACGCAAGUCUCUGGGAGAACAGGCACUGGGUGCUAUUGGAGGAGCCCUUGGAGUCAAAGCCGCCCGUGAUCGUUCUCGCUCUCGCUCUAAAGACCGAUACGAAGACCGCGGCCGUUCUCGUCGCUACCGCUCAUACUCCGACUCUCGCUCCCGCAGUCGAGGCGGUCGCCGCGCCAAAAGUGAAGCUCGUGUGGCCCAAGCUGUCAAGGCUGCCCUCGCUGCUGGUGCUGCAGAAGCCUUCCGUGCUCGUAAAGAUCCCGGUCCGUGGACUGGCGAUAAAGGCAAGCGCAUUCUCACAGCUGCCAUCACGGCUGGAGGCGUUGAUGGCCUGAUUGAUCGUGACCCCAACAAACACGGCGGCCGCCAUGUGGUUGAAUCGAUUCUCGCUGGCAUGGCUACAAAUCAUCUCGUCAACGGUCGACGGUCAGGAUCGCGGUCGGGUGCUCGUGGCCAAAGCCGAGGGCGCUCCCAGAGCCAAGGCGGCGGAAUCAAAGAUAUGGCUGCAGCCGGUGUUCUUGCUGCCGCGGGCAAACAAGUCUACGACCGAGUUCGCUCUAAGUCCCGAGGUCGCAGCCGCUCCGACUCACGCGAUGGCUACGAUGACCGCGGUCACGGUGACUCCAAGAAGCGAGGCUCUAGCGUAUCUCGCGCUAUCAACAAAGGGUUGGCGGCCCUGGGGUUAGAUGACAAGAAUAAGGAUGAUCGUCGGCAGGAGCGAUCUUCGCGGUAUUCUGAUUACUCUGAUUCCGGAGACGAGAGCUCGUAUCGUUCGUCAAGGCAUCGAUACAAGGCUUCUCGAGAUGUAAGAUCCCAGCAAGCUGGUUCUAAUACCUCUUCUCGUGCUUUAGCAAACCGAGCGGCGUCUUCUAAUGGCAACGUUGACUGCCAUAGUGAUUGUGAUAGACUAGCAGCUGUGGCGACAAUUCAUGCCGCACACAGUGUGGUUAAGAAUUUCGAAGCUCAGAAAAGACGACGACAAGAAGUGAAGGAGGGAGCGAUUACCAAAGAACAAGAAUCUAAAAUGCGCAUGAAAGCAAAUCUGAAAAGCGCCGCGUCUAUCGGCCUGGCCGGUCUCGGUAUCAAGGGUGCUAUCGGCGAAUGGAAGGAAGUGGACGAGCAGAGAAAAGAACACAAGGAAUUUCUGCGUAAGUGCAAGGAGCGACAUGAAAAACGAGUGAUGAAGCGCAAUGGAAGUAUGAAUACAUCGGGGUCGGGGUCUUCGCGACGCAGCCAGUCGUUGGGUACCGGUGCAGCUAGGAUGAAUGUGAAUGACUAUGAGAAUGGGCAUGGCGGGUCACACUAUUACCAUGAUGAGAACCCAUACAAUGCGGGAUACUCUUUUGAUUAUUAG